This is a messenger RNA of Aspergillus wentii DTO 134E9, 822 nucleotides long. RefSeq lists its product as uncharacterized. Lineage: Eukaryota; Fungi; Ascomycota; Eurotiomycetes; Eurotiales; Aspergillaceae. The coding region runs from base 1 to 822 and encodes 273 amino acids. Gene Ontology annotation, biological process: polysaccharide catabolic process. The record is from RefSeq and is a predicted model, not a curated record. The transcript has 4 exons. Gene Ontology annotation, molecular function: cellulase activity.
AUGUUCUUCCGGUCAGACAAGGCCCUAGCCCUGGUGGUACUGCCAUUCGCUACACCUUCUCUUGCUCUUCCCACUCUGUCUCAGCUCUGGAGCCGAGCUCAGCCGUCUGCCAAUCUCUGUGGUGACUAUGACUAUACCAUCUUGAAAAACACACCAUGGAUUGUGUACAACAUGCUCUACAAUACGAACCAGAUUGAGGGCUCACAGUGCACUUACUAUGACCAAGUGACUACUACCAAUUCUGGAACCAAGGAGGUCGUGUGGAGUAGUGUUACUGGUAUCGACUAUGUCGAGAGCACCAACAACGUGCCCAAAGGUUACUCGUUCGUCGGACUCACCCAGAAUCUCGAGACGAAAUUGUCCACCAUCGAUUCCAUCCCCACCACGUACGACUGGACUCGUACCAACACCACUGCCUUUAAGGGCAACAUCUGCUUCGAUUUUAUCGUCAAUGACAUCAAAGGCGACUCAACCUCUUCGUCUUCUAACGAGCUGAUGCUCUGGCUUCAGUAUGAAGGAGGUCAACUCCCAAUCGGAUGGGCAAAUGGCCCUAUUGCAACCAUCGACAAUCUCUUUGGCACCUCCUGGAAGCUGUACGAAGACACCAACACCGACUCUGGUGUCACGGUUAGCUCGCUACUCCCGGAUACUCAGUUCGAGGGCACCUUUUCGGGUGACUUGAAGAACUGGCUGGUCGCGUUGACCAACGUGGGUAAAUUCACCAACGAAACAUAUGUCAACAUUGGAAAUGCAGGAACCGAGUUCUUCUACGGAAAUGCCGUUAUGAAUGCCACUGUGGCAUUGCAGAUCGACCUGAAUUAG